AUGCAGAUGUUGAUUUUCAUUCUCGACUUCUUGCAGGAGACGGAUUUUCACGGAUGUUCACUUCUUGGACCCUUCUUCUCCCUGGCUGCGUCAGUUCGUCUGACCGCUGGGUUAGCGAUUGGGCCCGUUGGUUCAUUCGUCGUCGCCAACAAGACCAUUGCUCCUGACGGGUCCCUCGCGCUGCCGUCCUUGCUGGGGAACAUUCCCUGGUCCCCUCGUCAGGGACGCAUCGGGGACAACUUCCGGCUCACGGUCAUCGAUCAGCAAAAGGACAUUCGGAUGCUCGAACCGACCUCCAUUCAUUGGCAUGGAUUGUUCCAGAAUGGGACCAACUACAUGGACGGGCCGUCGUUCAUCAAUCAGUGUCCGAUCUCGCCCGGGAACUCGUUCACAUAUGAUUUCACUUCCCAACAAUCUGGAACAUUCUGGUAUCACUCACACCUCGCCACUCAGUACUGCGAUGAGACUGUGGUCGGUGUCGCGACCCCGUCAUCUAUGCUCAUCAACGGCCUUGGACGUACCGCUGCCACAGUCCUCCAACACGACUCUGGCUGUGAUCACCGUCAAAAAGGGCUUGCGCUACCGCUUCCGUUUGGUCAACCUUGCUUGCGACUCCAACUACGUCUUCCAGAUCGACGACACAAGAACCUGACCAUCAUCGAAGCGGACGGGAUCCUCCAUCAGCCGUUGAGCGUUGAUUCCAUUCAAAUUUACGCAGCGCAACGUUAUUCGUUCAUCUUGACUGCCAAUAGCCCAUCGGCAACUACUGGAUUCGUGCGAACCCGAACAACGGCCCCACUGGUUUCGCCGGGGUAUCAACUCCGCGAUUCUUCGCUACACGUCGGUCAAUGGAUGGUCAAUGAGGUAAACCUGCACCCGCUCGUUGACCCCGGUGCUCCCGGUGGUGCGUUCAUUGGCGGUGCCGACGUACAGCUCAAUCUAGCUUUGGCGUUUGAUUUGACAACCUUCAAAUUUACGAUCAACGGCGUGGCAUUCGUCCCACCUACUGUUCCCGUCCUGCUCCAAAUUCUGUCAGGCGCACAGAACGCCCAGUCGCUGCUGCCAAACGGCUCAGUCUAUACGCUCCCGCACUUUGCGUCGGUUGAGGUCACCUUAGCAGGAGGUGUGGUUGUUGGCGGCCAUCCCUUCCACUUGCACGGACACGCCUUCGAUGUCAUCCGGUCCGCCGGCAGCACCACAUACAACUACGUCAACCCGGCUCGACGAGACGUCGUGAACAUCGGAGGGGCAGGCGACAAUGUUACCAUCCGUUUCUUCACUGACAACCGCGGACCAUGGUUCCUCCACUGCCACAUCGACUGGCAUCUGGAGGCUGGCUUUGCUAUUGUGUUUGCUGAGGAUGUGCCUGACUGGAAGUCGGAGCUGAUCCCCACUGCCGAGUGGAACCAGCUGUGCCCCAUCUACAACGCGCUUCCAGCCUCGAUCACGUCCCUCGCGGCCUAAUUAUUUGAAAUAUGUAAAAUAUGUUUAACAUUAUCUCUUCAUACUUGAAUGAUAUCAGUUGGUUCGGUUAA
Molecule: messenger RNA, 1535 nt
Organism: Mycena citricolor
Lineage: Eukaryota; Fungi; Basidiomycota; Agaricomycetes; Agaricales; Mycenaceae
Source: the annotation of a GenBank genome assembly